GAAAUUCAUGACCGGAAGUUAUUGGUUUGGUUAGCGUUCAAGCUCCUUUGGCCGGGAGAGACAAGAUAUAAAUCCAUUUUCCUUUUAUUAACCGAGUAUAAAAUGGCCGGAACGGCGUCGGUCGCUGGAGAAGUGUUUGUAGAUGCUCUGCCGUAUUUUGACCAAGGUUAUGACGCUGCAGGUGUCCGAGAAGCGGUGAGUCGGUUUGUUUUAAUUGACUUGGUCUGCUAACCUUAGCAUGCUAGCUAACCAUGUGUAAACUUGGACGCAAACUCGCAUUUUAAUUACAUAUUAAAGAUACUCCGAGAAAAUAUAUAUCCUCUGUUUGACAAGAACGAAUGAAAUUGUUGAAACAGACAUGCUUGUAACGUCUACUUUACAGAAGAUCUCCUAAUAUCAGCUGUUUUGGAUAAGUAAACAAUGUUUGAUCAUGGUUUAACAAGGAAGAGGGGAACGAUUGAUACCAGAAACUUCAGAUUCAGAUUUCUUUAUUGUCACGAUACAAGUACAGCGAAAAAUAAGCAGUCCUACCCGGUGCAAAAUACAGCUAUAUUAAGUAGACAAUAAAAAUAUCAUAUCAAAAAUAGACAUAAAAAGAAAUACUACACAGCUAUACAACCUCUGCCAUCUGACCUGAAAAAUAAAUUAUAUAUAUAUAUAUAUAUAUAUAUAUAUAUAUAUAUAUAUAUAUAUAUAUAUAUAUCAGAAACGUAAACAAUUUUUUAGACAAGGUUAUUUAAAAUAUCAUAUUCUUCCAUUAGAUAUGAAUAUUAAUUGGUAUCAAAAACUGACAUUUAUUUCUCAAAUGAUCUCUCUUUGGCUAGAUUUAAGUGUAGCAGUCACUAAUACAACCCUAAUUAAGAGAUUACAGUACACCAGCUGUCUUUUGCUCGUGACCCAGUUCAUCACUAAUGGAAAUCUGUGCAUGAUGUUUGAGACCCACACCCAUAAAUACAUACAUCCUAAGUGUAGAGUUCUCUCAAAGGUCAGAAAUAUUGAAAUCCAUCCUAUUCACCCCGGCUGCUUCUUGUGUGAGGAAAGUGGUGAACUUGUCAAACCCUCUAGACCAGUGGUUCUCAAGUCCAGUCCUUGAGGCCCACUCUCCUGCAUGUUUUGGAUGUUUCCCUGCACCAACACACCUGAUUCAAAUGAUCAGCUCGUUAUCAAGCUCUGUAAUGGCUUAAUAACGAGCUAAUCAUUUGAAUCAGGUGUGUUGGAGCAGGGAAACAUCCAAAACAUGCAGGACAGUAGGCCUCAAGGACUGGACUUGAGAACCACUGGUCUAGAGUUAAGAAAAAUCUUUUUAUCAUUUAAACAUCCAAAGAAAAUGUAUCCAGUAAUUUAUCCAAAUCUAUUAGUUAUGCGUGUAUAUGAUAUCUAUAACAUGGUAUUGAUGAAAAUCUCUGGCUAGAUCAACAUGAUCACGAGUGAUAGGUUUUUCGCAAAGAUGAGAACUUACAGUGUCAGUUACAGUGAACUGUGAGGAGGUGACACCUGCCCCAGGUGUUUUUAUGAUUUGGUGACAUUGUUUUCUUUGUUGAAAUGUAUUCAAGUCUUUAUACUACACUCAAAUGUCAAGUUGCGAGGGAUGAUAUUUUUCGCAUAUUUUGAACUCAUAUGAGUAUGGACACAGCUUGAAUUGGGGUGCACUCGCGAACAAAUCCUGUAGUUAAUUUAAAAAAAAAAAAACUGAAAUUGAUGCCUUUGUUUUCUCUUAAUCCUCAAAGAGUGUGCACAUUAAUUAAGACUGAGUUAUGUUUAAUGUAGCUUAAUAAAAGGUCAGAAAUUAAAAUGACUUGAUUCACAUUUAAUAGUUUUUAGAAAAACUGUCUCAUCAUGACAAGAUAAGUAUCUACUUAUUAUGAUUAGGGUAUAUCUCAUUAUGGAACGAAAUGAAAUGUUCUUUCAUUCAUUAAUUAGCUUUGUGUAAGUGAGCCAGUUUGUACAUUUCAGCUUGUCACUUUGUCCUUUUUCCCUCUUAAAGACGAGCUGUUCGUUUAGAGGUUAAUGACUUGGCUCCCACUGACUUCUUCAAUAGACGUCUUUAAGCAGCGUCGUGAAAUAUGCUCAAUCUACGCUGGAGUCACAAAAGAGUUUUGGGGCUUUGAGAUAUUAGUGUCAUUUGGAGGAAGAGGGUGCGCAGUUAUUCAAGUCACUUUUUUUUUGCCCCCGUUGGACUUAAAUACCUUUCUGUAUGCUGUAAGAAAUUAUAAUUAGGAAGCAGAAAAAGAUAAACGUAUGGCUUUAGUGGUAAAAUAUUACCUGGUAUGGUCUCUUUAAUAGACACUUUGCCAGGACAAGUGGAUUGUAAAAGGUUGCAUUCUGAAAAAUGUGAAUUUAUGAAUAACAAAUGAUUUACAAUACAACUCUUUGUACAAAUAAAGCUAAAGUUGUAGAAUGCUUAAAAUGAGGGGGAGAAGUUUGCAUUUUAAAAAAGUGCCUUUUUAACUUUUGGCUCACUCAAUAGUCUAAUUGCUCAGUCUGUCACUGACUAUUUUAUUGUAAUGAUGUUGGUUGGACUCAGUCAGUGUGACACCAUGGUUCUUGAAAACGUGAACACAUCUUUUUAUGGAUUUUACGAAUUUGAAUCAAACACAAGAAAGUGCUAAAUUCAAGAAUGUGAAAAAUACCAAAAACUGAAAAAGGUAAAAUCCUGGCACUUGCAGUGUUUAUGCUGCUCAUCAAGUGUGUCUUUUGAUCUUUUGUUUUUCAGGCUGCUGCACUGGUGGAGGAAGAGACGAGAAGAUAUCGACCAACCAAGAACUACCUGAGCUACCUGCCCACACCGGACUUCUCUGCUUUUGAGGUAACAGACCCCUAAGACUUCAGAAAACUCUACUGCUUUACACAAUGACAGAAAUAACAGCAUUUCUUAUAUUUUGUCACUCUCUAGACUGAAAUUAUGAGGAAUGAAUUUGAGCGACUGGCAGCUCGGCAACCAAUGGAUCUCCUGAGCAUGAAGAGGUAAACUUAACACACUGCGGAGGACUGCCUUCAUACUGUAUGACUCUCCAUGUGUCUUUAGAGGCACCAAGUACAUUCAUAGCUGAUUCCAGUCCUGCACAGCUGUUGCUAAAUCAAAAUGCUGUUGUUGUUUCUUGCUGCCUUCUCCUCUUAGUGACCAAUGAUGUUGAUUAUUUCCUCUGAUUGUUGUUUUUCUGAACAGAUAUGAGCUGCCAGCACCAUCAGCGGGACAGAAGAACGACAUCACAGCAUGGCAGGAGUGUGUGAAUAACUCCAUGGCACAGUUAGAGCACCAGGCGGUUCGCAUCGAAAACCUGGAGCUCAUGUCGCAAUACGGGACCAAUGCUUGGAAAUUCUACAAUGAGUAUGUGACAGAAGCCCGUCUCUCACAGUCACACAUGGCUGUAUAAUCAUGACUGCUAACAUGUUAAUUCUGCUUCCCUCUUCAGUAACUUGGCCUUAAUGAUCGAGUUGGCUCAAAAGGAACUGCAGAAAUUCAGGUGACCAUUCCUAGAAAAUGUGUGAAUGAGUUAUUCAAACAGUUUUCAACCAAAUGUUAACUUUGUUUUUUUCUUUUGGUUCACAGGAAGCAAAUUCAAGAUUUAAACUGGCAGCGCAAGAACGAUCAACUGGCAGGAGGAGCCAAACUGCGAGAGCUGGAGUCCAAGUAUGUUCUCUGCAGAGCUUGUUUGUUUUCUGCUCAUGGGUUAGAUUUUCUCCUCAAACAUCUGUGUCUUUCCUUCUACAGCUGGGUGUCCCUCGUCAGUAAGAACUAUGAGAUUGAGCGAGCCAUCGUCCAGCUGGAGAACGAAAUAACAACGCUGAGACAGCAGCAGGGAGACGAGAACAAGGAGAACAUAAGACAGGACUUCUAGGGCAGCUGCUGCCUGAUGGACUCUAUAUCACACAGAUGUCUUUCUGUUUGGUUGGUCUAACUGGAUAAAGACACGACCUGAGGGGAGAUCGUUACCUGGAGAUUGUUUUGUUGAACUCCAAGGAGAAACCUUUUCAGAAACACCAGUGACAACAUACAUCUUAUCAGACUUUACAGCUGUUAUUCGACCGUGAAAGACAAGUUGAAAUAUGACAUAAAGCAUCUGUAAAAUUUUACAGCACAGAUGUUGGAAUUGGGAUCAUGUGUGGUUUGCAUCAAGAUACAGCUUUUUACAGAUGACAGCUGAAUUUGUUUGCAAUUAAACAUCAGUCCACCAUGACCAGUAGCUCUAAAAGGAUAAAGCCAACUUUUGAUCACAACUAUCAAACAUUUUGUACACAACAGUUCAGUGUCAUUUUGUCUGCAGAUAAAUAUCCUCUAGUUUUUACUGUUGGAAUUGGUGCAUAGGAUCCCUCUGUAGACAACACACGUGAUGCAAGCUGGCAAAAGUCACAUGAUUCCACUUGAAGAUGUCAUUUUGUACCAGUGUGAAGGUUUUCCUCUCAAGGUGUUUGAAGACUAAAAUGUAGACAGUUUAGUCUUAGUCCCAUUUCGGCCUGUUUUUUAUUUGCUGUUUUAGUAAAAUAAAACUUUUUAUAACAAGUCAAUCUGUUUAAAAGAUAA
Molecule: messenger RNA, 4522 nt
Organism: Xyrichtys novacula (pearly razorfish)
Lineage: Eukaryota; Metazoa; Chordata; Actinopteri; Labriformes; Labridae
Source: the annotation of a GenBank genome assembly